Messenger RNA from Erigeron canadensis, 3581 nucleotides. Its product is annotated as histidine kinase 5-like. Gene Ontology annotation, biological process: protein autophosphorylation; phosphorelay signal transduction system. The transcript has 13 exons. The record is from RefSeq and is a predicted model, not a curated record. Bases 504 to 3293 code for a protein of 929 amino acids. Gene Ontology annotation, molecular function: histidine phosphotransfer kinase activity; phosphorelay sensor kinase activity. NCBI's taxonomy places the organism in Eukaryota, Viridiplantae, Streptophyta, Magnoliopsida, Asterales, Asteraceae.
UUUACUCAACUCACAUGGUUUGUCUCUUUACCACAUUCUCUUUCUAUGAUUAAUUUGUGAACUAAAUUUUGUUUUUGUUUAUUCAUUGACUCAUGAGAGAGCACUUGUAAGAUACUUUCCAGAUCUAUUGUGCUAAAAAGAGCAUGAUGAUGGUUAUAAUGAAUUGUAAGGUCAGAUGGGUGGUGGUUUUCUACAAUACUUUUAAUCUAAGUGGCAAUAGUUAAAUAAACAAGCAUAUUUAUUGGUGUAAUAUAUUGCGGGGUUUCAAUCAUUUGUGAUAAUUAUUUGGGGUUCUCGCCAACUUUCAAGAAUUUCAAGCUAGGCGGAAUUUCUUGGUUGGCGUUUGUGUUGUUCUUCGAGUUCACGGUUGUUGGAUCAUAUCAGUACUUGGCAAGAUAUAUUGGUAUAAACGGCUAAUAGCGCUUACUAAUGCUCAAACUCACCACUCUAUUAGAAAAAUCAUAUCUUGAUAACAGGUUUGAGAUCAUUUGGCUGUGCUAAAAAUGGUACAUGAAAUGGAGGAUGACUUUGUUGAAGAUAUGGAGGUUGAAAUCCUCCCUUCAAUGUGGCCUGAAGAUAUUGAUGAAGCUGGAAAAAAGUUCAAUGUGGAAAAACUGGGACUCCAUGACAAUAUGUUAGAGGAUGUGGCCUUCAUUGAAGAACCUAGUAUAGUUGACUUCAAAAGAUUAGUAGAACUCACAAGUUACAGUGAAAAAGGAUCCUCACAGUUGUCUUAUCUUGUACAAAACUGGGAGUAUAAGCAGGAGAAUGCUGUUAGGCUUCUAAGGGAAGAGCUAGAAAGUUUAAGCAAGCAACAACAUGAAGUUGAGUUGAAAAAGUUAGAGAUAUUUGAACAACAUCAGUUUGAAGAGCAAAGCUAUGGAGGUGUUAAAAGGCCUGUUUCUGUGUUGGAAGAAGGUUAUGAAAUAUUUCAAGAUGUACCUAGGAAAAGAAGCGAUUUUAUUGUGGAAGACAAACAAGUAGAAAUAGAUGCAGAGUAUGAUACACUUGUAUACUGGAAGCAACAGGCUUUGCAUUUAGGGAAAUUACUGGAAGCUAGUGUUCACCGGGAGCAGAUACUCUCGGAGAAGUUGGAAGAAAGUAUUGAAAAACUUGAAAAACAGUCUUCCCCAGUGGAAGAACUUUCCCAAAUCUUGAAAAGAGCUGAUAAUUUUUUACAUUUCGUUCUUCAAAAUGCACCUGUUGUUAUGGGCCAUCAGGAUAAAGAUUUGCGAUAUCGCUUUAUAUAUAAUCAUUACCCAGGUUUAAGAGAAGAGGAUAUUAUUGGAAAAACAGACAUAGAGAUUUUCAAAGGUGGUGGUGUAAAAGAAUCCCAAGACUUCAAAAGAGAAGUUUUGGAGAGAGGUUUACCAGCAAAGAGAGAAAUUACUUUUGAGACCGAAUUAUUUGGAGACAAAACAUUUUUAAUAUAUGUUGAACCUGUUUUCAGCAAAACUGGAGAGAAAAUUGGUGUUAAUUAUAUGGGUAUGGAAAUCACUGAUCAGGUGAAAAAAAGAGAAAAAAUGGCAAAACUUAGGGAAGAAAUAGCUGUGCAGAAGGCUAAGGAGACAGAACUCAACAAAACUAUUCAUAUUACAGAGGAAACAAUGAGGGCAAAGCAAAUGCUAGCAACCAUGUCACAUGAGAUACGAUCUCCACUAUCAGGGGUCGUUAGCAUGGCGGAGAUUUUAUCUACUACGAAACUUGAUAAAGAUCAGAAACAACUGUUGAGUGUCAUGUUAUCGUCUGGUGAUUUAGUUCUUCAACUUAUUAAUGACAUUCUUGAUCUUUCCAAAGUUGAGUCAGGAGUUAUGAAGCUGGAGGCUACAAAGUUUAGGCCUAGAGAGGUAAUCAAACAUGUACUUCAAACUGCUGCAGCGUCAUUGAAAAAAAUGCUAAUAUUGGAAGGACAUGUUGGAGAUGAUGUUCCGGUGGAGGUAAUUGGUGACGUUCUACGGAUUCGACAAAUCCUCACAAACUUGAUCAGCAAUGCUAUCAAGUUUACCCACCAAGGGAAGGUUCAGAUCAAUCUAUAUGUGAUACCCGAACCAGAACUGAAGAUAAAUGCUGAUGACAAAUCAGUUUCAAUACAAAAUGGAGUCGUGUUAGAUGAACAUGAGAAGAAUGAACCUCAUUCACAUGAAACCGUAGUGUGGAUACGCUGUGAUGUUAAGGAUACAGGGAUAGGAAUACCAGAAACAGCGUUACCAAAUUUAUUCAAGAAAUACAUGCAAGCCGGUACAGAUACAGCUCGGAAAUAUGGUGGGACUGGAUUAGGUUUAGCAAUCUGCAAACAAUUGGUUGAGCUCAUGGGAGGACAUCUCACUGUCUCAAGCAAAGAGCAUUUCGGGUCUACAUUUACAUUUGUUCUACCUUAUAAAGUGUCACAUGCAUGUGAUAGUUCAGAUGACACUGAUGAGUUUGGAGAUAUGAAUGAUAAUGGAUCUGAAGAUGAGGACAUCAGUUGUGGCUUCUUCCAAUUCCAGCCGCACACUUUGGGCUCUCUAUAUACCUCUAGUGUUCCCGGAAUUACCCAUAAAGAAAAAAGUAACGUCUUCUCAGAGGACUUGUAUUCAAUAUCUUCCGAUAAAGUUACUCCCAAAGAGAUUGGUACAAUAAUGGAAGAUGAUUAUUCUUGUUGUGAUACUUCACCAGAACCAACACGUUCUUCAAACUGUAGCUCAGAGAAUGAAAAUACGAAUUGCAUCAGGAAACAAGAUGAAGCAGCUGCUGUUUCAUGCUCACCUUCUGAUCAUCAGUUGCAUAGUCUAUGUGAGGCGAGAAAGGAUUUUUAUAAAAGUUCAGAGCAUAUUCUUAACAACGCGCAAGAAGUUCCCAAAAUAGCAAUGAAACCCAAGAUUCUUCUUGUAGAAGAUCAUGUAGUCAAUGUGAUGGUGGCAAGACGAAUGAUGAGGCAGUUGAACCAAGAGAUGGAUGUUGUGAAUAAUGGAGCUGAAGCUGUACGUGCUGUUCAGAGUUGUGCUUAUGAUCUUAUUCUUAUGGAUGUGUGUAUGCCUGUAAUGGAUGGCCUUCAAGCUACUAGACUCAUUCGUUCAUUUGAAGAAACAGGCAAUUGGGAUGAAGCAAGCAAGGCUGGAGUUGAGCCAAAUGGUUCCCAUUCGUAUGAUCAAGUAUUCAAUAAGCCCAGAAAAAGAGUUCCCAUCGUUGCAAUGACUGCAAAUGCAAUGUCUGAAAGUGCUGAAGAGUGCUUCGAGAAUGGUAUGGACUCAUUCAUUACAAAGCCUGUAACACUUCAAAAUUUAAAACAAUGUCUGAAACAGUAUGUAGAGUGAUAGGGUAUCACCAUGUAUAUAUGCGUGUGUGUGUUUGUAUAGAAAUGUGAAUGCGAGUUAGGAAAGUUUUGUAAUCUAUGUUUAGUCUUUUUCUCGUCCUCUUGAUUUAUCAAUCAGGGUAUCUUUUUUCCCUAUGAUUAUAUUUUCUAGAAGGUUAACAUGUGUAGCUUAGCAAAAUAAGGACGGGUUAUUCAGAAGCGACUAUGUAGAGGACGGUUGAAUAACAUCCAAGCUGAACAUAUAUAGUUCUGUAGAAGCGAAAUCAAAUAUAUUAGUUUUUCAUUGUGA